AAUGCCUUGAUGUCCUACUUGAAGACACUGAUGUUGUGAAAGCAAUAACAGAGUAUGUCUCUUAUGCAGCUAUUGAGAACUUGGUGGUUGGUGCAACAUCGAGGCAUGGGUUUAUUCGGUAACAUUCAGUAUCUCCAACAAGUUAAUUAAGAUUGGAUUCAUAACUAUUUUUAAAAGGAGAAUAAUUUUGAUAUUAGCGGACAGAGUCCUUUGGUGGAUGCCAACAGAAGCCAACGAAGGCAUUAUAUUAUGCUCAAAGAUAGAACUUCAUAUAAUUAAAUGAUAUUGUGCAGAUUUAAGUCAAGUGCAUCAAGUAGCAUAUCAAAGGGGGCACCGGACUUUUGUAACGUGUCUGUCAUUUCAAAGGGCAAAGUCUCUUCAGUUCGGAAGGCUACUCGCCCAACCUCACAUACAUCACCACUUCUAAGCCAUAUACAUGAUCUAAAUAACCGGGGCAAAAAUCAACAUGAGAUAUCCUCCAGACCUAUGAAUUUGGGAGACAGGACAUCAAUCAAACCUCACGGCUGGCUGGAUGAAUCUAUUAAGUCUCCAUUUGUAAGAGGAAGAGGCAUGGAUGGAAUGUCAUGCAUGGACUUCCCAGAAUCAGAUACAGACAUAUCAUUUGUAAGCUCCGAGAGGCCAAGCAGUGCACGUUCAUCCUCCGUUUAUGACUACAUUGACGUAGGCCGAACUUCUCGAGUUUCUACCAAUUCAGAUCGUAGCUUCGGAUCAACCCGAUUGGGGGCUCUCAAGUUCAACAACCCCAAUUCACCAGAUACGUCAUUCUCACAUGAAAGCAGUGCAACAUCAUUUUCAUAUUCAUUACAGAGCGAGGAUGAAGCAGCAGAAGCUGAUAUGAGGAGGCUGAAGCUCGAGUUAAAGCAAACGAUCAAAAUGUACAGUACAGCAUGCAGACAAGCACUUGCAUCACAGCAUAAGUUAAUGGAGUUGACCCACUUGAGACUUGAGGAAGAAAAAAAAAUACAAGAGGCACGAUUGGCACAGGAAGCUGCAAUGGCAAUUGCAGAGAAAGAGAAAGCAAGAUGUAGAGUAGCCAUGGAAACUGCUGAAGCAUCUAAGAAAAUUGCAGAGGUGGAAACACAUAGAAGAGCGGGUGUUGAAGUUAAAGCUCUUAAAGAAGCAGAAGAAAAGAGGAAGCUAUUGGACAAUCUAGCCCUAACUGAUGUAAGAUAUAGGAGAUAUUGUGUAGAGGAGAUUGAAGCAGCCACAAACUACUUUUCUGAGCUCCAGAGAAUUGGGGAAGGAGGUUAUGGCCCUGUUUAUAAAUGUUAUCUUGAUCACACUCCAGUUGCUGUCAAGGUUCUACGUCCAGAUGCUGCUCAAGGGAAGUCACAGUUUCAGCAAGAGAUUGACAUAUUAAGCUGCAUGAGACACCCAAACAUGGUGCUUCUUCUAGGAGCAUGUCCGGAGUAUGGCAUAUUGAUUUAUGAAUAUAUGGCUAAUGGAAGCUUAGAAGAUUGUCUGUUUAAAAAAAAGAACAAGCGUGUUCUGUCUUGGCAGCUGAGGUUCCGAAUUGCUGCAGAGAUAGGGACGGGCUUACUAUUCCUGCAUCAGGCCAAGCCUGAACCUUUAGUGCACCGUGAUCUGAAACCAGGGAACAUUUUGCUAGACCAGAAUUAUGUGAGUAAGAUAAGUGAUGUUGGAUUGGCAAGGCUUGUCCCGGCUGUAGCUGAAAAUGUAACACAAUGCUGCAUGACAUCAGCAGCUGGAACAUUUUGUUAUAUUGAUCCCGAGUAUCAGCAAACAGGAAUGCUUGGUGUGAAGUCGGAUGUUUAUUCUUUGGGGAUCAUAUUUCUACAAUUAUUGACAGGAAGGGCUCCAAUUGGAUUGGCUCACCAUGCUGAAGAGUCUAUAGAGAAGGAUACCUUCGUGGAAAUGCUGGACCCAUCUGUUACUGACUGGCCUCUUGAACAAGCCUUGUGCCUUGCAAAAAUAGCAGUCAAGUGUGCGGAACUCAGGCGAAAAGAUAGGCCAGACCUUGCCAAACUAGUAUUGCCAGAGCUAGAUAAAUUGAGAGACUUUGCUGAACAAAACAUGACCAUGACCAUGCCCAUCAUUUUAGGAUGCACUACGCCUUCACCCAGCCACAGUGAAGCUUCCAUGCAACAGGAUGUGAUCAGUGACCUGCAGCUUGCACAUUCCGAAAGCUCAUCAGCUCCAUCAACGCCCACAGAAGGAAAACCUUAAACAUAUUCUGUAAUGUCAAAUUGUCUGUUUCAUAUAACAUGCAUGCAAGGCCCCUCUCAAUUCUCAACUAAACUCUAGUACCAAUAGAGCCUAGAGAUAAUGUACACCUUCAACAAUAACUUAUUUUUGUUCAAGGAUGUGUGGGGUGCAAACAUAGGUAGAGUCGGCAUUGCAAUUUUUGUAUUAUCUAAAUAUCUUAGAGAAUGUAAAUCCUUCAUUAUCUAGUUUCUAGUUUCUAUACACUUUCUACAGCCACAAUUCAUUUUCCAUUAACCAGAAUAA
Glycine soja is the source of this 2490-nucleotide messenger RNA. RefSeq names its product U-box domain-containing protein 35-like. Gene Ontology annotation, molecular function: protein kinase activity; ATP binding. The record is from RefSeq and is a predicted model, not a curated record. Bases 280 to 2208 code for a protein of 642 amino acids. The transcript is spliced from 7 exons. NCBI's taxonomy places the organism in Eukaryota, Viridiplantae, Streptophyta, Magnoliopsida, Fabales, Fabaceae. Gene Ontology annotation, biological process: protein phosphorylation.